Molecule: messenger RNA, 891 nt
Organism: Paramuricea clavata
Lineage: Eukaryota; Metazoa; Cnidaria; Anthozoa; Malacalcyonacea; Plexauridae
Source: the annotation of a GenBank genome assembly
AUGGUCGGGCCAACACAACCAGCACCCACAUUUCAAGGCCCGAAACUUGAGCGACCCAAAAUAGAUGUCGGUGUGUCCAUUGAAGACUGGAAUGUGUUCGUCCGGCGAUGGGAGGUUUUUCGAACCGGAUCUGGGAUCAAUGAUACAUCGGUCUCAUACCAAUUAUUUCAGUGUGCCGGGACCGACCUAGGUGAUAGCCUCCUAAAAGCAAACUCCAAUGCAGCCUCCGGUACCCUCAAAGAACUGCUUACCGCCAUGUGUUCCUUGGCAGUCAUUCCUGUUGCCACCUGUGUAUCACGGACUGAACUUCUUCAACUACGUCAAGAAAGGGAUGAGGCUUUUCGCACAUUUACAGCCAGGGUGCGAGGGAAAGCCGAGACGUUUGCCUUUACAGCAGAAUGUGAGUGUGGUAAGGGCGUCGACUACACAGAUAAUGUCAUCCGUGACGAUCUUUUAAAUCACCUAUCAGACCCAGACAUUCGCCGUGAAAUCCUGGGGACGCCCGACAUCCUCAAAAAACCAGUCAAUGAUGUGAUUGCCCUUGUUGAAAACGAGGAGAUGGCCCGCAAUGCCCUCCCAUCAUCAACCCUGUCUGCUGUGUUGUCGUUUCAGCGCCAAAAGAACCCGACGACAACCACCGCCACCUCCCCGUCCCAAGUGGAUCAAACGAAGGAGGGAACAUGCCCAGACUGCAAGCACACCUUUAAAGUCGGGCAUUACCAUGCAUGGAGGGGCCAUCUAUCGAGAUGCACGUCGACGCGACCGCCACUCCAAAGGCUUGCCAUACACCAGCCAACAUACCCCUACACUGGCAGCAGCAAGUGCAUGACGUCCUCCUUGGAGACGACGCCCUUGGUGUCAUUGAGCGUGUGCCUUAUGGCGAACCCGUGA